Messenger RNA from Branchiostoma floridae (Florida lancelet), 3260 nucleotides. RefSeq names its product XK-related protein 6-like. Gene Ontology annotation, biological process: apoptotic process involved in development; engulfment of apoptotic cell; phosphatidylserine exposure on apoptotic cell surface. Gene Ontology annotation, cellular component: plasma membrane. The record is from RefSeq and is a predicted model, not a curated record. Bases 73 to 1821 code for a protein of 582 amino acids. NCBI's taxonomy places the organism in Eukaryota, Metazoa, Chordata, Leptocardii, Amphioxiformes, Branchiostomatidae. The transcript is spliced from 3 exons.
AAACCACGGAGUUCAACCAAAUGUCAGCAUGGGAAAUCUCUCUGGUAAGGACAGUGACGUCAUGAAGUUCACAUGACCAGCUACUUCCGGGUUUUCCCGGCGAGUCAGCACGAACUCAAAAUGGCGGCCAACUCGAACGGGAGAGCUGCAAGCUCCUCUCUCCAACACGCACCUUCCUCCGCCUCCACGGACUCUCCCGCUCAGGAGAUCCCCGAUCCAGGCUGUAGUGGCCUGAGCUGUUGCUGUUGUAUGCGCACACGAAAAUGCACGGACUUAAGGGAGGGCUUGUACGAACAGAGAUUUUCCAAGCUCGACUUUGUGUGGACUAUCGGAGGCAUCCUGACGUUUGUAUGGGACAUCGGGUCAGACAUCGCCCUGGCUUGCAUGUACUGGACUAAAAAGCGGUACUGGUUCUUCGGUUUUACCCUGUUCUUCGUGGCGUUACCGUCCAUCGUGUUGCAGCUGUUCAGCUUGAAGUGGUACCUCCAGGAUGAGAGUCGAGACGCAGAAGAAAGCGAGGAGCAGAGGGGGAGGGUGGCCAGGAAGAAGCCGGCUAUCCUCAGCUGGCUCUGGAGGAGUUUUCUACACUUUCUGCAACUCGGGACAAUUGUCAGGUAUAUCCGUACGCUGAAGUACGGUUGUGAGAGCCAGCAGGAGCGGGAGAGGUACCAGUACGUGGUGUAUGAGUGGGCGGAUGUGUGCAUGCUGCGACUGUUCGAGGCUUUCCUGGAGUCUGCACCUCAGCUCACCUUACAGCUGUACAUCCUGGCUCAUGAGGGGGAGAGAGACCUGCUCACCAUUGUGACGUGCGCAGCUAGCCUGGUGUCCCUUGCCUGGGCUUUAGUGGCGUACCACAAGGCUCUACGGGAGGUUCGCCCUGACAAGAAGAACCUGUCCUUCACCGGUGUGGGCCUGCGGAUGAUGUGGAGGUUAUUUGAGGUGGUAGCUCGUGUGGUGGCCCUGUCACUGUUUGCCGCCAAGUUUGAGUGGAUCAUGUUUGUGGUGGUGGGCGUGCACUUCAUCCUCAUGUUCCUGUGGCUGCUGUGGCAGGACACCAAGUUCUGCGACAACCGCGGGGAGGAGUGGGUCUUUGACUUUGUCAUGGCCAUUGUUCACAUUUUCUGUUGGUUCAACGUGAAGGAGGGCCGGACUCGGUACCGCGCGUCCGCCUACUACACCUUCAUGUACCUGGAGAACGCAGCUCUCAUAGGACUGUGGUAUUGGAAGGUCAUGGAUGAAGACGUGAUGUACAAGUACGCUGCACUGGUCCUCGUGUUGGGAGGGUUCCUGGCAGGGAUCAUCAUCAUGGCGCUGUACUACCUAUUCUUCCAUCCAAAUGGAGGAGUCCGUUGCUGUGUGGAGGAGGCAGAAGAGGUGGACUCUCCCAUGUACCAGACUGCCAUAGAAUCAGGACAGCCUGCCCUUCCGUGGGACGAAGUGGACAGUGGGAAACAGGCAGACAAGCAGAGCAUGCUGAAGAAGACUGUUGUCGUGAUGAAGCGGACAGGCACGCCGAUGAAGUUUGCUCCGUCACACGUGUCCGGAUUGGCCAAUCGGGAAAAGCUGGACCUUGCAUUUGUGCACCGCUGGAGGGUGAGGAAUGAUGAGGUCCUCCUCUCAAACUUUACAAACAGUACAGACACGAAUAUUAAUGAGGACAUGGAGAUGCAACGUAGGUUGUCAAACUGUCCCCCUUUCCACAGGGGUGGAGGGGAAGCCUGCCAGAUACCCAGGACAGCUUCACAAACCAGUCUGCGCAUACAAAACCAAGGGUUGUCCAAGUCUAGUAGUUCCAACUCCCAGUUUGAAAGUUGUGUGUAGCUGUAUAUGAUGUAACAUCAGAAUGUGAAGGAUUAGCUUUUUUGAUACCCACAAAGCUGGACAAGUAGAUAUCUCAAGAUUGAUGUUACUAGAAUCAGGAACUGUAUUUGUCAGGUUUUGAAAUGGGCACUCUCUGAGUAGUUAAGAUUUUACCUCGAGUUGGAAAUUUCUAUGUUAUAAAACAUUGUCAUUUCAGUUGCAAACUAGAACGUGAUGUUGACAAAGUUAAGGGUUCCAAAAUCCCUCUGGAAUAGAGGGUACAUAGAAGCUUGUCCAUUUCCUACUUGAUAUUUCUUGCACAAUGUGUUACUUUUAAAGUAUUUCUGCACAUGACACUUAGCGUGGCAAUAUCAAUUUGAGUUUCUUUGUCAUAUGUUGCAUUGAAAACUGAUGUCUAGAGCACUGGAAUGGGAAAUACCAAGUUCUGAUGUACAUAAAAUUACAUGUACUAGUACAUCUACAACACUGAACAUGUACUAGUAACUAAGUUGAUGAUUGUGUGAACCUCAUAGUUAAAGUUAGAUACUUCUCAUGCCAUUAGCUUUGAUUCUAUUUGAAAACCAAACAUGCACGUUUGCCACACAGGGGUACUGAAGACCCUUGAUGCUUCCCAAACUAUAUCCUGUGUUUGUAAUCAGGACCAAUAGGUACAUGUAUAUUGCAUAUACUAAUUUGACCAAGGGGUGAUAUUAAGUUUUUGAAGUUUUCAAAUGUAAGUAUCCUUUUUUUAUCCAUUUAAGAUGCUACUGUCCUGAUUUUAGGGUUUGUAUAAUGCUAUUGUGUUUCUAUAUGUCUACCUCAUCCUCACACAUGCUAGAAAAGGAAUACAGAAAAUGCUUCAAAGUUUUCAAUAGUGGCAUAACAUACUGUGGAAACUUGGUUAAGAGCCAAGCUAGCUAGCUAUAAGAGUGCUGAUUAAAGUAGUGCAUGUAUGUGUGUACAGGUAUGUUAGAUGUGUUUUUGCAAUAUUUUGAAUUACUUGGUAAGUAGUGAGUUGUGCAUUAUCAGAUUGGAAUAUUUAAGUAAGAUUUUAUAUUGGAUUUUAUGUGCAAUUAUUGAGUAAUUUUGGAUUUAAUAGCUACCUUUUUUGCUGUGACUGCUACAUGUAGCUGUUCCAUGGAGACUUUGCAAAGUGAUUGAUUGUAUUGUGAACAUUGGAGUUGAUGCUGUAGUUGGAGCAUAACAGAGCAGUAAUGACAUUUCAAAUUGUCAAGGAUGCUGCACCAUGCCAUGAGUGGCCCUAAAGAGUUGAUUUUUCUUUUAACUGCACAAGUUUUGUGCCAUGUUAAUGUGAGUGGUGGGAACAACUGUAUAACAGACCAUUGAAUUAUAAGUGCAUAUUAAGUAUAAGUGCAUUUCAGUCAAGGUUAGCAAUAAGAUCAUAUUUGGAUGAUGAAAAUGAACAAAAGUCCAUGUUUGAACUUGACAACUGAUCAUGA